AUGGUCGAUCAAGACAGCUUAUCGAAGUUGGACCAAGCAAUCUCUAGUCGGUGUGGUCACUUGAGAAGCACUAUUAUAGAAAGACACGAGAAAAAGUCACGCUGGCGUUCAACAUCAGACAGUGAACAUAGCAUCAUGAACAAAUGGGUCGUUAAUGUCUCACAGCGAAAUUUGUCCAACAACGAAAUAGAUUUGUUAAGAAAGGGUCUAAAUUUUGUCGGAACUCCGAGACGUGUACCAAAGAAAGAAAUACUAGCGUCGGUUGAACAAGGUAUCAAGGAUCUUACAGAAGAAGCAAAAAACGACAUACGAGCUGGCGUCUUCUCAAUUUUGAAACAUGCUAAACCCCUCUCAACACAGAAUUUAACUCGGGGCGAAAGGAAAGCAGUUAAAGACUUGAAGUCAGAGGACACGAUUAUCAUAACAAAAGCUGACAAAGGAAAUGCUGUGGUUAUAAUGGAUAAGGCAAAAUAUACUGAACAAGUAAACGAGAUGCUUGGAGAUCAAACAGUUUAUACACGCAUCACCGAUAAGAGAAGAAAUCCCACCAAACGGACGGAAACUGACUUAGAGAAUAUACUGAAAGAGCUUCGACGCUCGAAAAACAUAACUGAUAGAGAAUAUUGGCAGCUACGAGCUUUUGAUUCUUCCCCUGCUACAUUUUAUGGUUUGCCAAAAGUCCAUAAAGUGUCUCUCAUCUGCAACCAAGACCACUAUACCCUGAGCGAAAGUUCUGUGGACGUCAUUCCUUUACGUCCAAUUAACAGCAACAUUGGUUCACCUACAUAUUCCCUAUCAAAAUACCUUGCAAAAUUGUUAAAGACCUUUUGCGCAAAAAACGAGUUUUCUAUAAGUAAUGGGAAAGAAUUCGCUGAUUUUGCCAAAAGUCAAACGUUAGGGACGGAUGAAACUAUCGUCUCUUUUGAUGUUGUGUCCUUAUUCACAUCCAUACCUGUUCCGUUUGCCUUGCAUAUUGUACAAAAGAAACUUAAAGAAACUGAUUCAUGGAAGUCACAUACAGCACUGAAAGAAGAACAAGUUGUGAAACUAUUAAAAUUCCUACUUAACAAUUGUUACUUUAAAUUCAAUGAGACACACUAUCAUCAGAAGUCAGGAUGCGCCAUGGGAUCACCU
Molecule: messenger RNA, 1134 nt
Organism: Paramuricea clavata
Lineage: Eukaryota; Metazoa; Cnidaria; Anthozoa; Malacalcyonacea; Plexauridae
Source: the annotation of a GenBank genome assembly